ACGCUGCCAAGGAGAAGUUUUAACUCAACGACCCAGUCCCUCCUUUAUAAAUCGGAAUCAAUUACAUCCCUAAAUGAACGUAAUCACCAUGGCCGCUGUGGCUCCCCGGUAAGAGAAGGCUAUGGAAUAGAUGGUCAGGCUCAGCUGCGUGACCUAACAACUAGAAACGGACUGAAUGAUCAAGAACGUGAAGUUCCCGCAGGGUCUUCAUCUAGACAGGAUUAUGAUAUACCAAGACAGUCUGUACUUCGGAAGACUGAGUCAAGCACUGCCAGCAGCAGUCGAGGGUGGGGCAGUCGCUCUUCUUCUCCUUCCAGGAGAGGCCAUGAAGCCUUUGCUCAAGGAAGGGACCACAAUGGUGGCUCAUUGAAUGGCCAUGUUCAUCAACAUGUGAACUCUUCGCCUUCAAGGCAAAACUUUGAUGCUCGUUCUCAAUCUCAAAGACAUAAGACUGUGGUUACCAGCUCAGUCAAAAGCGGUGACACCAACAGUUCUUUGGCUUUGAGGGGAAGCUAUGAUGCUUCUGACAUUCACCCAUCUGGAAAUAUGCAAACUGGCAGCUCGUUUAAUAGCAAGAAUCUGCACACAAGCCGCACCCCUUCUCCUUCCAGAAGAGGCCAUGGUGACCCUCCAGGCUACUCAAUCCUUAGAAGAGCCACCAAAGGAGACUCCAAUGGUUCUUUUAAGAGCAACGACGCAAACAGUGAAACAAAGCAUGACUCCCAUUCCUCUUCACACUCAUGGCGGGGAUCCAAACAUUCCCACCGCAGCUCCUCUUUAUCUCGAUCUGCUUCACCUUCUAGACAAACCCGGAAUAACAACAGAGCUGCCUGUGUUACUUUAGAAACACCUAAAACCUCUGGUAGCACGAGACACAGGACUAGUAGACAUGGCGGCGAUGAUGACCGGCACGCUACUCGUGACGAGAGGUCCUUUCAGCGUGCACACCGCCCCUCUCCUCCACCUCAGAUACACAUUGAGACAUACACCUCCUCGCAAAGCUCUUUGGAGUCCUCUGAGUCAGGUCGGCUCUCUGUGGGAUCAACAGAACGGAACAAGGAGGGGUACGCUGGAAUGGCCGACCAGCCGAAGGUCAAAAUGGUCCAUCAGAAGGAGGGUCCGGGCAAUAUGGGACAGCCACCGAGUCAUCAGCCUGUUCGAAGACAGGAACUUUUUAAGCCAGCCAGCCACUCCCUGAGCAGGCAUCCCUCCAUAGAGUGGGAUGAUCCUGGGGAAACAGACAGAGACUGCCACUACGCGGGCAGCGGAUACCUAUCUCGAGCUCACUCCACUACGUCACUGCAGAGAUCAGGCAGUCCCACAGCAGAUGAGGGCAGUUCGUGGAAAAGUGAUCAUCGCAGAUCAGAAGAAAUGCAGGGAUGGAUGUCGAAGCUGGAUGACUGUGGAGAGUGGAAGAAGCACUGGUUUGUUUUGACAGAUGCUGGACUCAAAUAUUACAGAGACUCCACUGCAGAGGAGAAAGAUGACUUGGAUGGAGAGAUUGACCUGAAAUCCUGUCUGAAGGUGUCCGAGUUCAACGUGGAGAAGAACUACGGGUUUCAGAUACAGACGCGGGAAGCUGUUUUCACACUGUCGGCCAUGACAGCUGGGAUCAGGCGAAACUGGAUAGAGGUUUUGAAGAAGUGUAUCCAGCCCAGCAGCUCUCCAGACCUCACACAAUUGCCUGACAACAACAGCGACAAGGAGAACUCCCACAAACGUUUCCCGACGUCUUCCCGUCGGCCGUCGUCGCGCCACGUCGAAUCCCAGCCGGACGCGCCGAGCUCGGCCCAUCCCGCCGAACGAAAAUGCGACUACGUAGAACUCUCUCCUGUUACCGCCUCCUCUGGGCCGCUCCCAUCCAGUCAGAGAGAAGCAGGAGAGGGGCAGGGGCGAGAGCACAGCCAGUGGCAGGAGGACAGGAGCACGAGCAGCCAAUGGGAGGCCGUUCUGUCCCGGAAGGGCUCGGGCGUGGGAUCCAACCAGAGGCUACACCUGGAGGACGAAAUUGAGAAGAAGUGGUCCGAGUUUGAGCGAAUGCCGUUAAAGGACAUGAGCUCCUUUUCGUCGACGGGCUCGCGGAGCUCUGGCACGUCAGCCAACGAGGCGCUGCAGAGGGAGGUGGCGUCACUGAGGCAACAGCUGGACAAACUACAGCAGGGGGGAGGAGGGGGAAGGGGAGGAAGUGUGCGCGGUAACUGCGGCCCUGAGGCGCCCUGCAGCCGCAGCCUGGCGGCCAUGGAGCGCGCUCAUAGACACGCGCUGGAAGAGCUGCAGAGGCAACAUGACCGGCAGAUGAGGGAGCUGGAGACUGAGAAGGACCGGCUGUUGCUGGAGGAGACUCAGGACACGGCACGAGUGAUGGAAGCUUUGAAGAAGAAACACAAAGAGGAGCUGGAGAGAGAGGUGGAGAAGGUCAAGAGGCUGAGCAGCGGAAAGUUAGACCCUCGGACUCUGCAAGCCCAGCAACAGGCUGAAACCCAGGCCUUGCAGAGAGAGCUGGCCGGUCUGUCUGAGCGCUACUCUGAGAAGUGUCUGGAGCUGAACCGGGCUGAGCAGAGGAACGCCGAGAGAGAACGGGAAGUCAGCCACAAAGAGAGAGACAUGGAGCAGCUGAAGAAGGACAACGCGGAGCUAAAGACCCGCUUGACGGACGAAAUGAGUCGUACGCGAUCCAGCCUUACAGAUAAAGGCUCAGAGGACAACAAAGACAAGGUGUCCUGUGAACUACAGGUUCUCCUCAGAAUGAAAGAUAACGAGAUAGAGUAUCUGCACAAGGAGAUCAGCUGUCUUAGGAAUGAGCUACAAUUUCUAAACACGGAAAAGCAGCUGGCCUGUGAGCGGUAUGCAGAGGUGCACGGAGAGCUGAACGGGAUGAAAUGCCGGACUGAGCGCGAGAUUCAGAGCCUGAAGGAGCACUUGAGGCUGGCCAUGGCUGCUCUGCAAGAGGGACAAAAGCUGGGGAACAGCCUGGACCACUGACUAGCUGCUGCUGCUGCUAAAUCUGUGGCGCACAUGAGGAUGGCUAUGGGCUGAUAAAGGCAGGAGAAUGACAAAGCAUAGUGCAAAGUCUCUUUAGAGAUUUGGAAAAGCAGGUGUCUUUUUUUUAUUAUUAUUAUUAUUAUUGUUUCAACCUUUCUUUGUCCCCAGAGAUUAGCUUUUCAGUCUGCAUGGCGACUGGAUCCAAAGGAGCUGCUCGUGCAGGACCUUAGCAGCUGUGUCAGAACUGCCACAAUGUGUCUUUCAACCCAUUUGCCAAAGCGCCAUUUGGUUGGUUUCAUUACACUGGGCCUUACCUUGUAUGUUAAAGUGCACUUUUGCUUUUUUUUUUUUUUUUUUUUUUACUUUUGAGAGUUCAAGCUUGCAUCCAGACGCAUUUGGUCUUAAAACUGGAACAUCUGCGUUUUACAGUUCAUCGGGCCUUCUAGAUGGCUUGUACCGUCUAAACCUCCUUUUGAAAGCGGAGGUCAGAAGACUUGCUUGCUUCAUACAGCUUUUCGUUAUUUUUAGUCCGUCUGCGAACAUUUGUACCUGUGUUUUGUUUGUAAAUGGGAGUUUCUGGAAAAUACAUUGGGAUUCUGACAUGACAACACAGGACAACUUGUUGAUGGGGAAAUUUGGUCUGAUUAAGGAACAGAUUCAGGCUUCUUUCAUUUGAUAGUUGACUAAACGCUGUUGGAUGAUUGUUUCUCCACGUAACUCAUCCAUAUAUCUACAACCCAUGGAGGAGAUUUCCCCAGCUUCCUGACUCCGCUGACCAUUUACCGGCAUGUUCCGCUAAGUGCCACCACCACACCAAAUGGCAGGUGUUGCAUCAAUGAGCCAUUUUUUUUAUUUUAUUAUAUUUUUCUUAUUGAAAAUAUCUAUUGUGAAAGAGUAACUACCUACUUUUUUUGAAGCAUUUUCAUAUUUAAAAGCCUUUAGGGUCUUUGUAAAUUAUGCUCGUUUUUUUUUGCAAUCAAUAAAGUUACUUCAUUAGAAA
This is a messenger RNA of Fundulus heteroclitus (mummichog), 3982 nucleotides long. Its product is annotated as TRIO and F-actin-binding protein-like. Lineage: Eukaryota; Metazoa; Chordata; Actinopteri; Cyprinodontiformes; Fundulidae. Gene Ontology annotation, biological process: actin filament organization; positive regulation of substrate adhesion-dependent cell spreading. Bases 547 to 2982 code for a protein of 811 amino acids. The record is from RefSeq and is a predicted model, not a curated record. Gene Ontology annotation, cellular component: actin cytoskeleton. Gene Ontology annotation, molecular function: actin filament binding. The transcript is spliced from 14 exons.